AUGGCUGAGUUCGGUCGAGAGGAAGGGAAUGCAAGCGCCACUCCUCUCCACUCAAGAGCUAGUGUGGGAGAAGGGUCAGAUCAGCAUCAUUGCUCACAUGCUAUUAUUGCUGUUUUGAAACCUCUGCAUUAUAAGUCCUUUAUUACAAGAAAGCGAACAAUUAUACUGAUUGCCUUUCCUUAGAUACUUCGUUUUUACCUAGCAACAUCUCCUCUCACUUUUAGAGAGAUCGCACCUUAGUAUAAUUCAUGCAGCAGAAUGUGCAAUUACAUGUAGGACACCAUUGCGUUUCUUUCUUGACCAUGGCAUAUUCUUCCAACAUUCGAUUUUACGUUCCUUGGAGGGACUAGUGUUAUAAAUAUAGUCAUAUUAACAACAAUUCAUCACCACUCAAAGAGAAGGAAGAAUCUUACUGAAGCUGUUGAAGACUGUUAAAGCCCAUCAAAACAAACAUUUUCUGAAGAGGCUGCAAAGACUAUAGGGGCACUAGGGUCUUUUACUCCUAUGGCAGUAGCAGGAAACUUUGUAGUCGGAAACGUUAUUGGAAAUGAAUGGUGCAAUUUUUCAUUAUAUGCCUUUUGGAUUUUGACCACAAAUAGCUGUUGGAAUUUUAUGUUUUCUUGUAAGAGACCAAAAUAUAUUCAGAUAUAG
Electrophorus electricus (electric eel) is the source of this 651-nucleotide messenger RNA. NCBI's taxonomy places the organism in Eukaryota, Metazoa, Chordata, Actinopteri, Gymnotiformes, Gymnotidae. The record is from RefSeq and is a predicted model, not a curated record.